GAUCUUUAAUCAAAAGAAUGAAACAAUUCAUUUAAGAAACUGUUGUUGGAAUUGAAUUCGCAUAUUACUUUGCUGAAGUGGAUUUUGCGUAAUAAGAGAAACUCCCCGCAAUUUUCUUACGCCACAGCAGAAAGUUUCUAAACCCAACUCACGUCCCGCUUUAAUUGGCAAACAGCCCAACCCCUGGGAAAUUCUGCCCUUCCAGUCGACAUUCACUGUGAAGUUUUAGCGGUGAAUUUAUGAUUUAUGAUGUAAUUCCGGCUUAAUAUGGUGACCAUAACUACUGAUGUUCAUAAAGGCAAAAGACGAAGGGCAAAAAAAAAAUAUUUGCAGCAGUACUGAAAUAUUAAUACUACUAUUAAAUGCAUCAUCACAACCAAUAAAGCUCAUCACAAUUGAUCCUAAAGUAUACCCUAGCACGGGUAUGUCAAAUGAUCCAUUCUUUAUUGUAGUCUUCUGGCCAUAA
Messenger RNA from Rhizophagus irregularis DAOM 181602=DAOM 197198, 466 nucleotides. Lineage: Eukaryota; Fungi; Glomeromycota; Glomeromycetes; Glomerales; Glomeraceae. The record is from RefSeq and is a predicted model, not a curated record.